Cajanus cajan (pigeon pea) is the source of this 1155-nucleotide messenger RNA. Its product is annotated as small ribosomal subunit protein eS6. The record is from RefSeq and is a predicted model, not a curated record. Lineage: Eukaryota; Viridiplantae; Streptophyta; Magnoliopsida; Fabales; Fabaceae. Gene Ontology annotation, cellular component: ribosome. Gene Ontology annotation, molecular function: structural constituent of ribosome. Gene Ontology annotation, biological process: translation.
AAACAGUGCAGUAGAUAUAAAAGCCCAAACUGUGCAAAACCCUAUCUCUUGUUGUCGUUACCGAGUUUUGCCGUAUGUUAUAGUUUCCAAACGCACGCAGCGAGUUAGGCGCGGCGAGAUCAGGACCAGAUUCCAAGAUGAAGUUUAACAUUGCAAACCCCACCACUGGAUGCCAGAAGAAGCUGGAAAUUGAUGACGACCAGAAGCUUCGAGCAUUUUGGGACAAGAGGAUCUCCCACGAGGUCCUUGGUGAUGCCUUGGGUGAGGAGUUUAAAGGCUAUGUUUUCAAAAUCACUGGUGGGUGUGAUAAACAAGGAUUCCCAAUGAAGCAGGGAGUGCUGACCCCUGGUCGUGUCCGACUCUUGCUCCAUAGAGGAACUCCUUGUUUCCGUGGAUAUGGAAGGCGCAAUGGAGAGCGCAGAAGGAAGUCUGUUCGUGGGUGCAUUGUCAGCCCAGACCUCUCUGUUUUGAACUUGGUAAUUGUGAAGAAGGGUGAAAGUGAUUUGCCAGGUCUGACCGAUGUUGAGAAGCCAAGGAUGAGGGGUCCAAAGAGAGCAUCCAAAAUCCGAAAGCUAUUCAACCUUUCCAAGGAGGAUGAUGUGAGAAAGUAUGUCAACACAUACCGUCGAACCUUUACAACAAAGGCUGGGAAAAAAGUGAGCAAAGCUCCAAAGAUUCAACGACUGGUCACUCCUUUGACACUCCAAAGGAAGCGAGCAAGAAUUGCUGAUAAGAAGAAGAGAAUUGCCAAGGCAAAAUCAGAAGCAGCAGAGUAUCAGAAACUCCUUGCUUCCAGAUUGAAGGAGCAGAGGGAUCACCGGAGUGAGAGCCUGGCCAAGCGGAGAUCCAAGCUUUCCAGUGCUACCAAACCAACUGUCACGGCAUAGGCUGCUUUUUGGUAGAGAUAUGGUGAAGUUUAAACUUCACCGUAGUUUUUGGUAGUCUCGUUUUUUAUAACAUUUUUGGUUAUGCAAUUUAAAUACAUCGAGUUCAUUUAAGUAUUUCGCAAUGAUUUUUGCCUUAGUUGGAACUUUUAUCUGUUUGAUGAUGUUGACUUUUAUAAACAUAUUACAUUUCAUUUUAUGAAUGCUGUGAUUAACGUGAACAAGCCUUUUGUAAGCUUGUAGGGCGAGAUGCAUUUUAUUUUUUCAAACA